GUUGCGUGACAGUACCGCGGGGUGGCGCUGUCUCACCUGCAGCUGUUUUUCCGCAUUGCUGCUGUCGACAUGGCGUCGGCCCUCGGUCGUCUUGCCCGGGCACUGUCAGUCCGCAGAAACGGCCGCACCGCCCGGCUGACACCCUCCACCGAGCCCCGGAGGACGGUGACACCCGCCCGGACAGCUGUGUGCACUUCAUCCGGAGCCAUUCUGCCCAAACCCAAGAAGACCCCCUUCGGCCUGAUCCGGAUCGCUCUGGUCGUGGUGCCCUUCUUGUAUGUGGGGACUCUGAUCAGCAAGAACUUCGCUGCGCUGCUGGAGGAGCACGACAUCUUCGUCCCUGAGGACGAUGACGACGACGACUGAGAGGUGUUGCAGGCCUGUAAACAGGUAUCAGCUGCUUGCAUUGUGGUCUUGUUGUUUCGUGAUCGCCUGAGCACAUAAACGCCUUCCUGCUGCUCCCUCUGCUGUGUUUUCCAAGACUUAGUCAUUAGACACUGAGCGAGGCUGAUUGUACCGUCACUGCAUGCACCAAUAAAGUCUUAAUAAACGGGGGAAUAAGGAUUGUGAAGCGGAGCACGUGCUCAAGUGCAAGUUUUGUUUUGGUGUUUGUGCACUCAACAUGGUUACAACAUUUCCCCUAAGUAUGCUGUAGAUAUUACUUCUGCUUUGAGGAAUAACUCAUCUUGACAGUUUGUUUGUGGACAGAGGUCGCCUUCAGGCCUCAGCACACGGUUUACAGAUACAUAAAACUCCACAUCUUACACGAGUUUUAGUUUGGAGAUGUCCCCAGCAACCAUCCAUCCAUCCGUCCAUUUUCUGUAAGUGCUUCAACUCAACAGGGUCGCAAGAAGGCUGGAGCCUAUCCCAGCUGACUUAGGGUCAGAGUUGAUGGACACCCUGGACGAGUUGCCCGUUCUUUACGGGGCACAAACAACCAAUCAAACUCACAUUCACACCUACGAGUCAGCAAUUAACUUCACGAGCAGCAUCUCUUCAAUAAAAUGACACUGCUACUCACAGGAGAAGUUACUGUGAACAGCUUCUUUCUAUUUAACCGUCUUCUCUCCUUGCAGAAUAA
This is a messenger RNA of Larimichthys crocea (large yellow croaker), 1081 nucleotides long. It is a transcript of the gene smdt1a, whose product is annotated as single-pass membrane protein with aspartate-rich tail 1a. Lineage: Eukaryota; Metazoa; Chordata; Actinopteri; Sciaenidae. The record is from RefSeq and is a predicted model, not a curated record. Gene Ontology annotation, cellular component: uniplex complex. The coding region runs from base 70 to 366 and encodes 98 amino acids. Gene Ontology annotation, biological process: calcium import into the mitochondrion; mitochondrial calcium ion homeostasis. The transcript has 3 exons.